AUGGAUAUCAACUGGAUGUUUGGACUGGAUAAUUUAACUAUAGUCAUCGCUAUUUUACUUAUUACUUUACUGGUCAUUCGAUCAUUGCAAUCUCCGCUCCCUCCUGGUCCAACUGGCUACCCAAUAGUUGGGAGCAUGCCUAUGAUGCGGAAAGGAAACGUGUUGGAGACGUUCCAAAGAGUGCGAGUAAAAUAUGGAGACGUGUACAGUGUGCAGCUUGGAUCGACCUUUACUGUCGUCAUUAAUGGAGUAGAUGCGCUCAAUGAAGCUUUUGUAAAAAAUGCGGAUCAAUUUUCUGAUAGACCAGAUAAUUUUGCUGUGCCGCAUACUUUACGUGGAAAAGGUAUUGGAGCGUCGUCAGGUGAACAUUGGAAACAAACUCGAACCUUCUCCCUGAUGACACUUCGAGGUUUCGGAUUCGGUAGAAAAAUCCUGGAAACAAAAGUCAAGGAAGAGGUAACGGCUUACUUGGACGUCAUUGAGGAACAAAAGGGGCGACCAUACGACGCUAAAGCACUUACUCGCAUUGCCGUCUCCAAUAUAAUAUGCAGUAUUGCUUUUGGAAACAGAUACGAUUACAAUGAUGAAAAAUUCAAACACCUGACUGCUCUGCUGAAUGAGAACUUCCGGUUAAAUUCCGUUGCCGGGGCGAUACGACAGUUGCCUUGGUUACGGUUCUUACCUGGAGAUGUGUUCAGCAUCAAGAAGUUCCAAAGGAAUGGUGAUCAGAUAAAGGAGUUUGCGAACGAUCAAAUAGCUGACCAUCGAGAAUCACUUGACGAAAACAAUCCCCGUGACUUUAUCGACGCAUUUAUCCAACAGCAAAGAAAACAUGGCCAGGAUCACCCUAUUUUUGAAGACAAUAACUUGGCAGCUGCCAUUAAGGAUUUAUUUUCGGCUGGAACAGAAACAACAUCUGCGAUGAUCCGGUGGUCAAUUCUUUACCUUCUCCACAACAAACCUGUCCAAAACAAACUACGACAGGAGAUAGAAACAGUGAUCGGAACGUCCAGACUGCCGUCCCUCGCCGACAAACCCAACAUGCCCUAUUACGAAGCGUUCAUUAUGGAAGUUCUUAGAAUGGGUAAUAUCGCUCCGCUCUCGGUGGGCCAUGGAGCCAGGACGGAUAUAUGGUUCCGAGGAAUGGUAAUCCCAAAAGGGUCGGUGAUCAUCCCUAAUCUCGACUCCGUUAUGAGUGAUCCGUGUCUAUUUGAGGAGCCUCAGAAGUUCAACCCAGAGAGAUUUCUUGGAAAAGACGGAAAUGUGACAGGCAGAAAAACAAUGGCCAUUGCUUUCUCGCUGGGACGACGAAUGUGUCUUGGGCAAUCCCUGGCGAAGAUCGAGAUGUUUCUGUUUAUAACAGCGCUGGUACAGAGAUUUGAGUUUUUACCGGAAAACUCGGAAAAUUUGCCAUCACUCGAAGGCAUCGUGGGCUUAUCGAGGACUCCGUCAGCUUAUAGAUUCCGUGCAGUGAAACGCUACUGAAGUAGGAGCCGGUUGAUGGAGUCGGAUAAGGUUUCAGGCUGCUUUCAGAAAAAAAUCAUAUAUCAUUGUGUAUGUACAGAGUACUGCUCAUAUUUCCUUUAUUUCUAUGACAUAAAUAUCUGUCGUUCAUAGAUAUCACAAAUAUAAUCAGAAUCGUUCAUUAACUCAGGUUUAUCUCCAUUCGUUAAAUGUAUAAAGGG
Pecten maximus is the source of this 1685-nucleotide messenger RNA. Its product is annotated as cytochrome P450 2J6-like. Gene Ontology annotation, molecular function: iron ion binding; oxidoreductase activity, acting on paired donors, with incorporation or reduction of molecular oxygen, reduced flavin or flavoprotein as one donor, and incorporation of one atom of oxygen; heme binding. Gene Ontology annotation, cellular component: cytoplasm; intracellular membrane-bounded organelle. Gene Ontology annotation, biological process: xenobiotic metabolic process. Bases 1 to 1485 code for a protein of 494 amino acids. The transcript is spliced from 4 exons. The record is from RefSeq and is a predicted model, not a curated record. NCBI's taxonomy places the organism in Eukaryota, Metazoa, Mollusca, Bivalvia, Pectinida, Pectinidae.